Molecule: messenger RNA, 555 nt
Organism: Rhizoctonia solani
Lineage: Eukaryota; Fungi; Basidiomycota; Agaricomycetes; Cantharellales; Ceratobasidiaceae
Exons: 4
Coding region: 1-555 (184 amino acids)
Source: RefSeq, a predicted model, not a curated record
AUGCUCCAUAUCACUUCCGGUCUCGUCACCCUCCUUGCUGCGUCCACGUUCGUUGCGGCAGCUCGUCUGCGUGAUGGCCAAUAUAAGAUCUCUUACUCUCCCGCUCCAUGUGGCAUAGAGACCAAGCACUUUCUCCAUCUCACCGGACGUGCGGUCAACGCUACUUUCAACCCCAUUCCUGAGUCACAAGCACAGAUUUGGACUGUGACCACUAGUGCCACCGACUCCACAUGGCGUGAGAUUCAAAGUGAAACAUAUCGCGGAAUCUCUUUGGGAUACCCAACGGCCAAAAGUGAUAUCCGAGUCAGAGGAAUAGACGAAAAUUCCAAGGACUUUUAUUACUUCAACAUGGUUGACAAUGAAGGUCUAAAGGAAGGAUAUUACUAUGUAUUCCCGUAUACCUCCCGGGAUAUUGUUGUCAACGGCGAUUCUCGCAUUGAGUCCCGAAAUCGAUUUGCAAGUCCUGCUUACCUCCGUGGUAACAUAACCCAACUUCCGAUGCUUCCUUUGCUGUUCACCCCAGUCACCUCUGUGCAGGUCUCGGCUGAAGCUUAG